This is a messenger RNA of Gossypium raimondii (Peruvian cotton), 1626 nucleotides long. RefSeq names its product receptor-like protein 13. Bases 1 to 1626 code for a protein of 541 amino acids. NCBI's taxonomy places the organism in Eukaryota, Viridiplantae, Streptophyta, Magnoliopsida, Malvales, Malvaceae. The record is from RefSeq and is a predicted model, not a curated record. Gene Ontology annotation, molecular function: protein binding. The transcript is spliced from 8 exons.
AUGAGUUAUCGACUCUCCACAGAACUAGAAGGUUUACAGAAUUUAGAGGAAUUGGAUUUCGUGGCUUCUAAAGGGGUUUUUCACAAUGAAACUACAUCGCUAUUACAAGUGGUGGAGGCUUGCUCACCAGCCAAGACCCUGUUUUUGAACAACAAUUACUUAACCAAGAUUACUUCCUCUCAAGGUUGGUGUGGUUUACGGAAGCUGGAAGAGUUAGAUCUUAGUGGAAAUGCACUUGACGGGUCAAUUCCUUCAUGUUUCCGUAACUUGACUUCUCUUGAUCUACUGGAUAUUUCAAGCAAUCGUAUUGAAAACAAUACAAGGUUACAACAGUUUCUCAUGCAAGGUAAUUCCUUCAAGGGUCCUCUACAGUUACCAAAACAUGUUAACGUUAACAUGUUUCAAGUUGAUAUGUCUGGGAAUAAAAUGCAAGGCCAAAUUCCAAUGAACAUAGGCUCCAUGUUUCCGCAUCUACAGAUCUUAAACUUGUCUAGGAAUGUCUUUGAAGGUAAUGUUCCUCCAUGCCUAGGUGGUUUGAAGUCUUUAUCUUCAUUAGAUCUAUCAUAUAAUAAUUUUUCUGGAGGAAUACUGGAGGAAUUAGUUAAGAGUGGCUCAUUGUUGACUCUCAGACUUUCAAGUAAUAACUUUGAGUGGGGAAAUACCACCUACAAUAUUUUAAGUGAUAACCAUUUGUCUGGUGAGCUCCCAAAAUGGAUAUGGAAUGUGCCAAACUUGGAGGCAUUGGAUUUUUCCAACAAUAAUUUCUAUGGUCACAUUCCUCUUGAAUUCUGCAAUUUGGGUUUGCUUAGAUUUUUAGACCUUUCUCAGAACAAUCUUUGUGGUUCUGUUCAAGUCAUCGAUAUCCCGGUAGCUAUGUGGAGGAACAAGUACUGUUUACGACAAAGAAAGGAUAGUACUCAUAUUCAGGCAACCUUCUUGAGUAUGUCUGGAAUUGAUGUAUCUUGCAACAUGCUAACAGGUCCAAUUCCACCAGAACUAGGAAACUUGAGUGAGCUCCAUUCAUUAAACUUGUCCCACAACAGUUUGAUUGGAUUUAAACCCUCAUCGUUCUCAAAGCUCGAGCAAAUUGAGAGUUUGGACCUUUCUCGUAACAAGUUAAGCGGCAUAAUCCCCAUCCAGUUGAUGGAGUUGAAUUCUCUGGCAGUUUUCAAUGUGUUGUACGACGAUCGUGGAGGCGCGAUUUGUGCGGAGAGGGUGAGCUGCGGCGGCUAUUGGCAAAUGCUGCUAUGGCUCAAUUUGCAACGUUUGACGAAAGCAGCUACUUGGGAAAUCCUUUUCUUUGUGGACCUCCAAAGCAUGAAAGUUGCAGUGGAACUGGUUUGCCCAACAACACCAAAUGCCUCUAGCAGUGAAGAAGAAAGCGGUUUUAUGCACAAGCAUGCCUUCCUUGUGUCCUUUUUGGCUUCUUACCUAAUCGUGUUAACGACAAUUGGUGCCGUCCUAUACAUAAAUCCUUACUGGCAACGAAGAUGGUUUUAUUUCAUCGAGCAGUGCAUCAACACUUGCCACAAUUUCAUUGUGGACAAUGUUUCAGAAGAAGCUCGUAGCCCAAUGCCUUCGUGGUUUCCUUUUGUUUCUCAUUGUUUAAUUAGUGAUCUUUUCUAA